This is a messenger RNA of Physcomitrium patens, 2564 nucleotides long. Its product is annotated as 2,3-bisphosphoglycerate-independent phosphoglycerate mutase. The record is from RefSeq and is a predicted model, not a curated record. Gene Ontology annotation, molecular function: manganese ion binding. Gene Ontology annotation, biological process: glucose catabolic process. Gene Ontology annotation, cellular component: cytoplasm. Lineage: Eukaryota; Viridiplantae; Streptophyta; Bryopsida; Funariales; Funariaceae.
CGUAACCUCUUUAGACACAACGACAUAAGACGCUUGCGUGAAGCUACUAGGGCAGAUAUAUUGUCAACCACGUCAAGCUUCCUGUGCCUAAGCCAAGUUUCUUCACUGUGGAAUUCAUGCUUGUUGAUAUGUGUUCAAAAGGUUCUAAUACUGAGAAUUUCAAUUGUUUAACGAAAUACAUGAAAGCUUAUGAAAGGUCGGUCUUGUCUGCAAUUAAAUUUGGUAAUCGCUUCAGUGACAGGUAUUAUUAUCAGUCCACUGAUGGAAUUUAGUUCCUCAUUUGUAAUAUCGACAAGCAGUUAUUGUUGUCAAAAACAUUGGUGCACAACCUUGGAUUUGAACAUUUCUGAACUGUGACGCAAGUGAACGUCCGCGUAAGCUCACACUGGCUGGUAAGUUUAGGAUUUUCAAGCAACGAAUUGAUUAGCAACAAGAUCGCUCAUUGACGCUCCAUUAAAUUUACGUUAUUAGCACCAAUUGAAGGCUUCCGAAGACUAACUUUGUCUUUGUAAACUCUCCGUAUAUAUACAUUUGAAGUGGAAAGUUUGUGAGAGCAAUUUCAGGUUGAGGCUUUUUCAACCAGCUCUUGAAUUUAGCAAAGCACACAUGGCUGUUGCCAAAACUACUACCAGAAUUGCACACAAAAACACAGUUGCUCAAAAUGUGGAUCCUGAGUACAGGUUGUAUCAACACCCUGUGUGUGAGCGAAAUGUUCCUUUUGUUCUCAUCAUAUUGUCAGGCUGGGGAGAAGGAAGAGAGGACGAGUUCAAUGCAAUCCACAAAUCUGAUUGUGUAGCCAUCAAAACAUUGAGGAAUAUACAUCCAUACAGGUGGCGAACUCUAAAAGCUCAUGGUGAAUGGGUUGGAUUGCCAAAGAACACAGACAUGGGAAAUGGGGAAGUGGGAAACAAUGCCAUGGGAUGUGGAAAAAUUGUUGCACAAAGGGCAACUCUUGUAGACAAAGCCAUUGCAGAUGGGAGCAUGAGCAAGGGCCAGGGAUGGUUGUAUGCAAAAGAGGCGUGGGUGUAUGGUGGAACCCUCCAUCUUCUCGGACUUCUGAGUGAUGGUGGGGUUCAUUCAAGAUACGACCAACUUCGAUACAUUUUUAAAACAGCUGCUGAUCAACAAUGCAAGAAAAUCCGCUUCCAUGUGUUAUUGGAUGGGAGAGAUGUGAACGAAGGCACAAGCAUCCACUUUGUAGAGCAAUUGGAGAAGGACUUAGAUGAACUCCGCAAAUGGGGAUGUGAUGCAAGAAUUGCAUCUGGAGGAGGCCGCAUGUUUGUCACUAUGGACCAUUGGAAUACUGAUUGGCGAAUUGUAAGGCGCGGUUGGUAUGCUCAUGUGCUUGGAGAUUCACCCAACAAGUAUGAGAGUGCAGUAGAAGCAAUUACUGAUUUGAAGAAAAAAGAUCCACAUUGCAAUGAUCAAUAUUUACCUCCAUUUGUUAUCAUUAAAAAAUCUGAUGGGAAGCCCUGGGGUACAAUUGAAGAAGGAGAUGUUGUGAUCAAUUUCAAUUUCCGUGCGGAUCGCAUGAUUCAAAUCAGCCAAGCUUUUGUUGAUGAAAAUUUUGACAAAUUUGACCGCAUAUAUUGGCCAAAUGUACGAUAUGUUGCACUCAUGCAAUAUGAUCUUAAAGCCAAGAUUCCCAUUCACUAUUUAGUAAAACCUCCCCAAUUUCACAAAUUAGCUGGAAAAUAUUUAAGUGCUAAUGGUGUGCGUACAUUUGCCAUUACUGAAAGCCAAAAAAUGGGUCACAUUACUUUCAAUUGGAAUGGAAAUAACUCUGGUAAGACACAUGAAGUGAAUGACACAUGGCAUGAAGUACAAAGUGAAAAUGUAAGAUAUGAAUAUGAGCCAGAAAUGCGUGCAGCCACAAUUGGAAAUGUGGCAAAUGAUGCAUUGCUCUCUGGAAAAUAUGAUUUUGUUCGUGUGAUGUUUGCUAAUGGAGACUUUGUUGGUCAUACAAAUGACUUUGAGGCCACAAAAAGGGCAUGUGUUGCAGUUGAUGAAGGCAUUAAGUUGAUAUGUAGUGCAGUGGAAUUGUGUGGAGGUAUAUAUAUGAUUGUAGGGGAUCAUGGCAACUGUGAGGACAUGGUGCAACGAGACGUAGAAGGAAAUCCUCAAUUGGAUGGAUGUGGAAACCCAUUUCGUAAACCUUGCCACUCUCUCCAUGAGGUACCAUGUGGAAUUGGAGGCCCAGGAUUACAUCCUAAUGCAAGAUUCCGUGAUAAUCUACGAAAUGCGGGUCUAGCCAAUGUUACUGCAACCUACAUGAAUUUAUUAGGGUUUGAAGCACCACAUUGCUAUGAACCAUCUCUUCUUACAUUUGAUUACAAUCCUUGGGCAUUCACAGGAGUUCAUGAAGAUCACAAACCCCACAUGGAUGAUCAAAGGGCUCUAAUCAAAAGAUAGUUAGCUCUUAAUUUAAUUUAUAUUUAUCUUUUUUCAAAAUAGAUGUGAAACAUUCAAAGUUAAUUGAACAGUAAAUUCUUCUCCAGUGAAAAGCAAUGCACAUGCAACUACAAUAUCUCAAUAACAUUUUCAGAUAAUUACAUUCACAAUCA